This is a messenger RNA of Lycium barbarum (goji berry), 1429 nucleotides long. RefSeq names its product UDP-glucosyltransferase 29-like. Gene Ontology annotation, molecular function: UDP-glycosyltransferase activity. Bases 67 to 1284 code for a protein of 405 amino acids. The transcript has 2 exons. The record is from RefSeq and is a predicted model, not a curated record. NCBI's taxonomy places the organism in Eukaryota, Viridiplantae, Streptophyta, Magnoliopsida, Solanales, Solanaceae.
UCGAUCACUAGUAAAGUCUAGAACCAUCAUAGACUAGGAGAAAAAGAGAGAUCUAUACAGUUAUUAAUGGAGACCAAGAAAAAUACCAUUAGUAUACUCAUGCUACCAUGGUUAGCACAUGGUCAUAUAAGUCCAUUUCUAGAGCUAGCCAAAAAACUCACAAAUAGAAAUUUCCACAUUUACAUGUGUUCCACUCCCAUAAACCUAAUCUCCAUCAAGAAAAGUGUAACAAAUAAAUAUUCUCAAUCAAUAGAAUUAGUUGAGCUUCAUCUUCCAUCUCUGCCAAAUCUUCCUCCUCAUUACCACACCACGAAUGGCCUCCCACCCCAUCUCAUGAACACUCUCAAAACAGCUUUUGAAAUGGCGGCUCCAAGUGCGGCUGUAGUUGCAUUAGCCCUCCACAUGUUUGAUAAGAGGGGAGGAGAAAACUUCCCAUUUCCUGAAAUUUACCUGCGUGAAUACGAGAUGCUUCAAAUGAAGAAGCUGAUGGAAGAAUCACAAGAUGACAAGUCCCCAUUCGACGAGGCUCUUGCACAAUCUAGCGAUAUUAUUCUAGUGAAAACUUGUAGAGAUUUUGAAGGGAAAUAUAUGGAUUAUCUCUCAAAAUUAGUUUCCAAAAAGAUAGUACCGGUUGGUUCACUAGUUCAAGAUUCCAUUAACCAAGAUGACAACGAGGAGGUCAUUACGCAAUGGCUUGACAAGAAAGAAAAAAGUUCAACUGUGUUUGUUUCAUUUGGGAGUGAGUAUUUUUUAUCCAAGGAGGAAAUCCAUGAAGUAGGUCAAGGACUAGAGCUUAGUAAAGUGAACUUCAUUUGGGUAAUUAGGUUUCCACAAGGUGAAAAUAUUAGUAUUCAAGAUGUACUAUCAAAAGAGUUUUUAGAAAGGGUAGGAGAAAGAGGAAUGGUUUUGGAAAAAUGGGCUCCACAAGCCGUGAUUCUACAACACACGAGUGUUGGUGGAUUUGUGAGUCAUUGUGGAUGGAGUUCUUUUAUGGAAAGUAUGAAGUUUGGUGUGCCCAUAAUUGCAAUGCCAAUGCAUAUUGACCAACCAAUGAAUGCUAGAGUUGUGGAAUAUAUUGGGAUGGGAGUUGAAGCAUUGAGGGAUGAGAAUGGGAAGCUACAAAGUGAAGAAAUAGCAAAGGUGAUAAGGAAAGUGGUAAUUGAGGAAAGUGGUGAGGGCGUGAGGAAGAAAGUUAGAGAAUUGAGUAAAAAAAUGAAUAUGAAAGGGGAUGAAGAGAUAGAUGGAGUGGUGGAAGAGUUAGUGGCACUUUGUAGCAACAAAUGAUUAGCAAUAUGAUUUACUCUCUCCAUUUAUGUAUUUUAGUUUGAUUGGACACGGAAAUUCAGAAAGUAUUUUUUUUAUCUUCUAAUCUUAGAUCAAAUGUAUGUAUAAUGUAUCAAAAUAUCAUUUAAAUCUGUAGUUUUGAAUA